Messenger RNA from Asparagus officinalis (garden asparagus), 1152 nucleotides. Its product is annotated as probable ubiquitin-like-specific protease 2A. Gene Ontology annotation, biological process: proteolysis. The coding region runs from base 158 to 922 and encodes 254 amino acids. Lineage: Eukaryota; Viridiplantae; Streptophyta; Magnoliopsida; Asparagales; Asparagaceae. The transcript is spliced from 8 exons. Gene Ontology annotation, molecular function: cysteine-type peptidase activity. The record is from RefSeq and is a predicted model, not a curated record.
UGGAAAACUCGGACCCCCAAAAAGUUACCUCGAAAGUAAUUUUUUUAUUUAUUUAUCCCGAGUCCAUAUCUCCAUUUCAAAAAAGAGAGAUUUUUGAAGAAGAAGGAAGCACUUUACAAUCUCCAGAGAAAAAUACAACGAAGGCAGAUGUUCUAAGAUGAUAACAAGGCGAGCAGCCAAAUUAUUAGAGAGCUCUGGAGCUCCCAUCUCAGAUGCUCUUAUCUCCAUUACUCAAAACAAAGAACGGAAGACGCUUGUAAAUGGCACCAAUGCUGAUACCGACUUCAAGCUUCAGAAGAAGCUAAACACCGAGACGUUUGAGCUUUACUUGGAGGAUUUGUGGAGCAGGAUCUCUGUGGAGAAGAGGAUUUCCUUUGCAUAUUUUGAUAGUUUAUGGUUUUCUUUUUACAAGGAUGGGUCAGAAAAAUCUAAAGUGCUUCAGUGGAUUAAGAAGGAGCAGAUCUUUUCCAGAAAAUAUAUUUUUGUUCCCAUAAUUUGUUGGAGACAUUGGAACCUCCUUAUCUUAUGCCACUUUGGGGAGAAGAGAAAGUCGAAAAUCAAGCAACCGUGCAUGUUGCUUUUAGACUCACUUCAGAAUUUGAAUCCAAAAAGAUUGGAGCCUCACAUAAGAAGAUUUGUGCUUGAUAUAUAUAGAUCGGAGGGAAGGAAAGAGCCAGAUGAGUUCAUAUCUAAAAUCCCUCUUCUAAUUCCCAAGGUCCCUCAGCAGAGAAGCGGUGAGGAAUGUGGGAUCUUUGUUCUUUAUUUUUUGUACCUAUUUCUCCAAAGUGCACCCGAUAUAUUCUCAACAGAGGGCUACCCUUACUUUCUCACUGAAAAUUGGUUCAAAUUGGAAGACUUGGAGAAGUUUGGGAUAGAAAUCCAUAAAUCAUGCCAGAGCAAGAAGACCAUGGAUAUCGAUUGAAGGGAAUAUCACAAACCAGAGUGGGAGCUCUUUCUUCAAUCUGUUUGUGUUCGGUUUAGUAUACAUUCAUAGUGAUGAACAUUGUGCAUUGAUAAUAUUCUGAUGUAAAUCAUUUGCUGAGGCAAAACUAGCUGAUGCCCAGUUUGUAGGAACAAUUGUUCCCUCAGUUUCUUAAAAAAAAAUUGUACUUGACUUGGUAUUUUAUUUUAUUUUUCUUUCUUCUGGCUUCA